AUGACAGCAUUAGCAAGACAACGAUGGCGCAUGCUUGGCGAGAUUCUUCUGAGCAAAAAUCUUCGAUCAUCUUGCGAUCAUGAAGAUAUAUCCGUAAUGCGUUUUAAAACAUUUGGUUUAUAUGUAAGAAGUUCAUUACCGUCAAAUGAUCACGAUGAUGGAACAUGGUGUAAAAUUGAAUUUCCUUCAUUUGAAGAUAAUCAAUCAAAUAUUCUUUCGUUAGAUAUUCGCUUGUGUUCAACAAAGAUCGAUUAUGCAGAUCUAAUUGGCUUCAAUAAUACAGGCAAUACAUGUAUAUGGCCAUCAGAGGAAGUUCUUGCUUUCUAUUGUUUAAAAGAAAAAGAAAUAUUCGAAAAUAAAAGCGUUUGUGAACUUGGUGGUGGUAUGACAUGUUUAGCUGGUCUUUCUUUGGCGCGAUCGAUUUCGCUCAAAGAGCUUGUUGCUACAGAUGGAAAUGAAAAGAGCAUUGCUAAUUUAAAUGCAAUUUUAAGAGCAAAAAAUAAUGAACAUAAUUGGUUGUGUUCGAUAGAAUCCCGCGUACUUAUAUGGACACGUCAAUUAAAUGAUCCAUUAUUAAAAGAACGCUUCGAUUUUAUUAUUUCGGCUGAUUGUUUCUUUUUUGAAGAUCUUCAUCAUGAUUUGUGUCAUACUAUUUAUUAUAUGCUAAAAGAUUCGGGUAUGGCAAUAAAUUUUGCUCCAUACCGUUCAAAAAGUUUAAAUAGAUUUGUUUCAAUUGCUGAAACAUAUCCUUUUGAAUGUAGUGUUUUUGAACAUUAUGAUGAAGAUGUUUUCAAUAAACAUUUAGAAGCUAAACAAAUAAAUAAACAUUAUUCAAGUGAUCUUCAUCAUCCAAUACUUGUCAUUUUACGUAAACGUCAAAAAUCUGACCAGUGA
Molecule: messenger RNA, 894 nt
Organism: Rotaria socialis
Lineage: Eukaryota; Metazoa; Rotifera; Eurotatoria; Philodinida; Philodinidae
Source: the annotation of a GenBank genome assembly